AUGUCUUUUUCUCAAGUUAAUGGAGUACCUCAGGAGUCCAAAUUAGCUACUUACAUGAAUCAUCAAACUUCAUCAGCACCUAUCAUCAAUAGCACUCUCACAGAUGCUAUUGGCUCCAUUAGCUUAGACUCAACUCCAUCCCUUGGCAAGGACUCUGUACUAUUAGUUCGUCGUGACUUACCUUCAUCCAAUAGUAUUAGACCUUUAGUCGCUACUAGUAAUGGUGAUAGUACAAACUUAAAUACACCUCCACCUUUAAGGGAAUCACCUGUUUUAAAUUCAUUAAUAAAUGAUUCAAUUGUACAUCCUGCUCCUGCUUAUCAUUACCAGGUUAAUCAGGAAAAUCUUGGAGGUACAACUUACUUUUACCCAGCAACCACUGUAGCAAGUGAAUCUUCUUCAAGUGGUGUAACACAAUUUCAGGGGUAUGCAGGAAAUCACAGUCAUUUAAACCAAGAAGAAACUUCCUUGAUCUCAUCUUCUCCAAGUUUUUAUGUCUCAGAUAGCAUUCGAAGUGAAAUUUUAGAAAAAAGUGCCCUAAUUAUGCUUCAACCAGAUCCUACACUUUAUCCAGAAUUACCUGAAUCAGUAGACAAUUACCAUGAAUUAGUACCUUUGGAACCUUUACCCAUUGGUGGUCCUUUGCAAAUCGGUCAUAGUUCUACUUAUAAGGCUACUCAUAUAAAAACAGGAAUUCGGUAUUGUUUGAGACGAAUUCAUGGAUUUCGCUUGUCAAGUUCAAAGUGUAUGGUUUUAGUCGAUAUGUGGAAGAGACUCAGUCAUGCGAAUAUUGUACAGCUAAAGGAAGUAUUCACAACAAAGGCUUUCGGUGACAAUUCUAUUGUUUUUGUUCAUGAAUAUCAUCCAGGUAGUGAAACUCUAUGGAACAGGCACUUUUCAUCAUCGGAAAGUACAGGCCCUACACCAUUUUCAUCGGAUCCUACAGCUCCUCGUCCAUAUAGCCAUACAAAAAAUACAUUGCUUCGACAUCAACAUUCCUCUAUGCUUCCCGAAAAUCUUUUAUGGAAUUAUAUUAUACAAAUAACUGCAGCCGUUAGAGUUAUUCACGGAGCCGGAUUAGCCUGCAGAACUUUAGAUCCGUCGAAAAUUAUAGUUUCAAGCAGAAACAGAUUAAGAAUAAGUUGCACGGGUGUAACGGACGUUUUAACACCUGAUACAAGCGGAACUAAUCCAUUGGCCCUCAUACCUCAUUAUCAGCAAGAAGAUUUAACAGCUUUGGGUAAACUUGUUUUGGCAUUAUCGUGUAAAUCACUUUUGGCUGUUCAACGUGAAAAUAUUCAAACGUCAUUGGAUUUAGUCGGUAGAACGUAUUCUUCGGAUUUAAAAAAUUUAAUAGUAUAUCUUUUACAUAAUCAAAAGCGACGCACUGUAACAGACUUAAUGCCAAUGAUAGGAGCUCGAUUUUACGCUCAGUUGGAAACUAUACAAACAUACGCGGAUGAUAUAGAAAACGAAUUGACCAAGGAAAUAGAUAACGGUCGACUCUGUAGACUUUUAGCUAAAUUAGGAACGAUAAACGAACGGCCCGAGCUUAGUCUAGAUCCGAGCUGGUCGGAAACCGGAGACAGAUACAUGUUAAAAUUAUUCAGAGAUUAUAUAUUUCAUCAAGUGACGGAAGAUGGUAGACCCUGGUUAGAAAUGGCCCACAUAGUACAAUGCCUUAAUAAAUUGGAUUCAGGUUCAUUAGAAAAAAUAUGUUUAAUGUCGAGAGAUGAGCAAAGCGUUUUGGUAGUUUCAUACGAAGAAUUAAAACAUUGUUUGGAACAAUCGUUUAACGAAGUCGUCACGUCGGCCACGGAAAAACCGUCCGGAUUGUAA
Molecule: messenger RNA, 1839 nt
Organism: Pediculus humanus corporis (human body louse)
Lineage: Eukaryota; Metazoa; Arthropoda; Insecta; Psocodea; Pediculidae
Exons: 12
Coding region: 1-1839 (612 amino acids)
Biological process (GO): nuclear-transcribed mRNA poly(A) tail shortening; protein phosphorylation; mRNA processing
Cellular component (GO): P-body; PAN complex
Molecular function (GO): poly(A) binding; protein kinase activity; ATP binding
Source: RefSeq, a predicted model, not a curated record